This is a messenger RNA of Hemicordylus capensis (graceful crag lizard), 2957 nucleotides long. It is a transcript of the gene PNCK, whose product is annotated as pregnancy up-regulated nonubiquitous CaM kinase. The record is from RefSeq and is a predicted model, not a curated record. NCBI's taxonomy places the organism in Eukaryota, Metazoa, Chordata, Lepidosauria, Squamata, Cordylidae. Bases 274 to 1290 code for a protein of 338 amino acids. Gene Ontology annotation, biological process: peptidyl-serine phosphorylation. Gene Ontology annotation, molecular function: calmodulin binding; ATP binding; calcium/calmodulin-dependent protein kinase activity. Gene Ontology annotation, cellular component: intracellular anatomical structure. The transcript has 12 exons.
GGCUUGGGGGCGGAGAAGUGUGGGGCUCGCUGCAAGCCCCUUCCUGCGUGUGUCCACCACGCACACGGCCCCACACUUGCGCGCACACAGCCCACUCGCCCACCCCACCCCCGCGACUCGCCUGCACCACCAGGCUGGCGGCCGCGCAGGAUGCGGACGCUGAAGGAAUGUAAACGAAAGCGGAUUGCAGUGGAAACGCGCGGGGUGGUGGAUCGGACUAGUAGGGUGUGAAACUUGGAGAGCUCAUCGUGCAUUGCCCACUUACAGCUGUCCAUGAUGCCGCUCGGGAAAGGCUGGAAGAAAAAGGUUGAGGACAUCACCAGUGUCUACGACGUCAAGGAGAAGCUGGGCGCAGGGGCCUUUUCCGAGGUGCUCCUGGCACAGGAGCAUGGAUCCCAACACCUGGUGGCGCUCAAAUGUAUUCCGAAGAAAGCCCUGCGGGGCAAGGAAGCAGCAGUGGAGAAUGAAAUUGCUGUGCUCAAAAAGAUUCAGCAUGAGAACAUUGUGGCUCUGGAAGACAUCUACGAGAGCCCCACCCAUCUCUACCUGGCCAUGCAGCUUGUAACAGGUGGGGAACUCUUUGACCGCAUAAUUGAGCGAGGCUACUACACUGAAAAGGACGCCAGCCAGCUCAUCCGGCAGGUGCUGGAGGCUGUGAACUACCUGCAUGACCUGGGCAUCGUUCAUAGAGAUCUCAAGCCCGAAAACCUUCUCUAUGCCACUCCGUUUGAGGAUGCUAAGAUUAUGAUUACGGACUUUGGACUGUCCAAGAUUGAGGCUGAUGGGAUCAUGGCCACAGCUUGCGGCACCCCUGGCUAUGUGGCCCCUGAAAUCCUGGAACAGAAGCCGUAUGGAAAAGCCGUGGACUCCUGGGCACUUGGUGUCAUCUCCUACAUCUUGCUCUGUGGCUACCCCCCCUUCUAUGAUGAGAACGACUCUGAACUUUUCAACCAGAUCUUGAAAGCGGAAUAUGAGUUUGAUUCUCCAUACUGGGAUGACAUCUCCGAGUCAGCCAAAGAUUUUAUCCGGCACCUUCUAGAACGUGAUACUGAGAAACGAUUCACCUGUGAACAGGCCCUGCAGCAUCCCUGGAUCUCUGGAGAUACAGCUCUGGAAAAAGAUAUCCAUGGCUCUGUGUGUGAACAGAUCCAGAAGAACUUUGCUCGCAGCCAGUGGAAGCGAGCAUUCAACGCCACAUCCUUCUUGCGCCACAUCACCAAGCUGGGACCUGGUGCAGAUGGCGAGGAAAUCGGAGAGGCCACUUCCGGGGGACAGCACGGGAAAUGGUGAUGAGAGAGGUGCCCGAAGAGCCUGGGCCGCUGCCCUUUGCAUGAGCUACCCUCCUGCAUGCGGCUUCACAGCCACGACGCUGCGCCAGCACCCUUGUCCAAGGGAUGGGGUGUCCUUUCAUUUCCUUCUCCCCCUUCUGGGGAUAUCUCUGCCCUCAGGGGCCCAGGAGUGGAGUCAAGUCAAGUCAACCACUGCCCAGCCUGCUCUUAGCAGAGUGCAGAAUUACCCUGCCUGGGACCAAAGUCCAAUCCCCUUGAGGUUGGUGGACCCAUCACGACCCUGCUGUGUGUGUGUUACUCGCCUCACUCCCAUCUAUGUCAGUCACAGAGGCCAGCGGAGAGUUAGGCUAGGAUGUUGUGGCAAGGAGCGGGAAACCUCCCUCCAACCAACUUUGCAGAUAGAGGUUGAAGCGAGACCAUCUUUAUCCUCCCUGUGAUGGAAACAAAAUGGUAGCUAUAAGUUGGAGAGGAGCUGGUGGAACUGAAGGACCCCCGAGUAGCGAGACAGCUGUGUGGGGACGGUGGACUCUGGAAUGGUCAGGGAAUGUCCUAGUCAGCAGAGCUGCAUCUUGAGCCUUGAGGAGUCCCAAAACUAAACUAGCAUAUGAGAGCUGGGUCAGGACUGAGAAGCAAAUGGCUAGACACUUUGGGAUGCUCAGGGCUUCAGUAGGGAAGUAGCUUGGCUCUGCCAGGCUCCCUGUGGGUGAAGACAGAUGUAACAUUUUAAAAGUGGUGGAGGUGAUUUCAUAGCACUGACAUUGCCCUCCAGACAAACCCUAUUCUGGGGUGAGCCCUGGGUUGUGGGAGCCUAGUUCUUCAGAUUUUCAGUCCAGUACAGUUUGAACCAGGGAAAAGGCAGUUGUGGCAAGCACCUAUUAGCUAGUGUCCACGAUAUCUCCCGCUCACAUUCCUUCUUCCCCCAUCCUGGAUAUGUAUGUGUGUGGUGAAAGAAGAACAAAUACAAGCAUAGGUUUUAAAGCAGCAUAUGUCCACCUAACAAAAAACAUUAGUCUGGUUUUCCUAAUGCAUGAAAUUUGGGGCAAGACACUGAGUUGACACAUCUCUUUGUUCUAGGAAGCAAUUGGCCAAUUCAGUAUUUGACUUGCUGGUAUGUAUGUAGCACCAACUGUGAGUGCAUGUUGUGGGUGAAGAAUCUGCUCUUAGAAUGCUAUGUCUGUCUUGCCUUCUGUUAAUUUAUUACUGUUAUUGUUUGGCCAAGUUAGACAAAGCCUUGUUAGAAUUUUAGAGAAGGGGAGAGCUGGCUGGGUUCUGUCAGGAAGAGGCCUGGACUCCUGGAUGAGUCAGACCAUGCUUUCAGUUAAUGUUGAAGCCAUCACUACAGCACCUCUCUCCCUUUCGUGGAAAAGGACCAGCCGCUACAAGACAACUCCACCAUCCAAACUGCUUAUCUGAGUGGUGCCCCAUUUGUUAGGCUGAUCCCCCAAAGAAGAUGUUGGCAAGGGAAGGAGGUCAGCAAGGUCAAUGGCCCUCUCCUAUUCUCCAUACCCUCCACUAUCUGUCCUCUUCCCCCGUCAGACUGAACAUUUGCUUUGCUGUGUCGCUCGGAGCUGGAGAUUUUCUUGUGGUUCUUGUGGGGAUUGAUGUGGGGGUCGUUUCCUUUGUGCAUCCCCUCCCCUCACACAUGUCAAUAAACAAGUGAAACAGUAA